This is a messenger RNA of Cuculus canorus (common cuckoo), 763 nucleotides long. RefSeq names its product jumping translocation breakpoint (gene JTB). Gene Ontology annotation, biological process: mitotic cytokinesis. The transcript has 5 exons. Lineage: Eukaryota; Metazoa; Chordata; Aves; Cuculiformes; Cuculidae. The record is from RefSeq and is a predicted model, not a curated record. The coding region runs from base 89 to 523 and encodes 144 amino acids. Gene Ontology annotation, cellular component: centrosome; membrane; midbody.
CCCCCCCUUUAGGCCCCUUCCCCGCUCCCGGCGUGCCCCGCGGUCCAAGAUGGCGGCGCGCGUCGGGUGAGGGUGGCUGUGCGGUGCGAUGCGGCCCCCGCGCCCCGCCGGGGCCCUGCUGGGAGCUCUGCUGGGGGCCGUGAUCUGCGGGCUGCGCCCCACGGCGGCAGCCAUGGCAGCGAGCGAUGAGCGGCACUCAGCAAGCCCAGUGGUGGCCACACCGUGCUGGCUAGUGGAGGACUUCGUGGUGGCCCAGGAGUGCACCCGCUGCUCCAGCUUCCAGGCGAAGACGAUCGCACAGUGCAUUCCCACGGGCUUCAUCGAGAAGAUCAGCUGUGCCACCUCCAAGAGGGACGAAUUGAAGAGCUGUCGCUCGGCAGUGAUGGAAGCGCACGUUUUCUGGAGGUUCGUGGGCACCAUGAUGUGCGUCGCUGCCAUCUUUGCGGUGUUGGUCGUUUGUCGCCAGCGCGUGCUGGACAGGAAGGCUCUGGAGAAGGUCCGCAAGCAAAUCGAGUCCAUUUAGGAGCCCGGCUACACCGGAGUGGAAGACUCUGCUCUCCCACUGCUCCCAACAUGCCGGGAGGAGGAGGAACUGACCCUUGGGCAGGCCCUGCCCUGCUCCGUGAGCAUGGGCUGCAGCUGGGAGCUGCCCCGGAUGCCGUCGGGGUGUCCCAUGGGACUGUUGGGGUUCACCCAGGGAGUGUGGUGUGUAAUAAACCGAGAUCGUUGUCGCCAGAACGAUGCUGGUGUUUGUCCCUGAGAG